Messenger RNA from Myiozetetes cayanensis, 6641 nucleotides. RefSeq names its product BCL2 apoptosis regulator (gene BCL2). The record is from RefSeq and is a predicted model, not a curated record. The transcript is spliced from 2 exons. Gene Ontology annotation, cellular component: mitochondrial outer membrane. Gene Ontology annotation, molecular function: protein heterodimerization activity; protein homodimerization activity. Lineage: Eukaryota; Metazoa; Chordata; Aves; Passeriformes; Tyrannidae. Gene Ontology annotation, biological process: negative regulation of intrinsic apoptotic signaling pathway; intrinsic apoptotic signaling pathway in response to DNA damage; extrinsic apoptotic signaling pathway in absence of ligand. The coding region runs from base 1245 to 1970 and encodes 241 amino acids.
CGCGGUCCCCAUCGGCACCAAUCACACCGCACACACGCCCGUCCGCGCCCCUCCUCGGCAGCGCCAGGGGCUCUUCGUCCGCCGAUACAAAGCUGCUCGGGAAAUGGCAGCAGUCAAAAGCAAUUUUCCUUCUUUAUUUUUAUUUUCAUUUUUUAAUUAAUUUUUUUUUCCGCGGUCUCUUGUGCAAAAGAAUUAAUUUCCUAAAUACAUACAGGGUUUUAUUUUUUUUUUUUUUAAUUUUUUUUUUUUAUGUGUGCGUGCGUGUGUGUGGAAGCACCGGGCUCCUGCGAUCGGUGUCUGAAUGAAACUACGUAAAUGCAUAUGUCUGUACGUUGCACUGGAGGGAAAAACAGAGCACUUCUGCGAGAGCUUGGAUUCAAAUGUGGUUCAUCUGGUCUCCAGGAUUUUCCGUCUCUUUGGGGUUGUUCGCCUUCCCAGGCUGCAAGGCGUUAUUUUCUGAGCUUUGACACAUUUUUGGAGAUGUCUGUUAAACAGGAGUCUGGGAAAAAACAUUUGAAAUCAUAGAAAUAUUUUUUUUUUGUCCCUUUCCCAUCCCCUUGGUGACUUGAAGCAUCAAAGCGGCCAGAACUUAACCUUUCUGAAGACUUGUGAUGUUUGGAUUUUAUUGUUGCUAUUUUUCUUUUAGAGGAAACUUGACAGAGGAACAUAUUUAUAGUCCAAGUAAGUACUUUACAGAGGAAAUUUAGUUUGUGUAACUUAACAAAAAAACCCAAAACCUAGUGUUGAGGUUUCUAGCAUAAAGUGUGUUGGAUUAACGUCCAUCCAAGGCUGCUUUGCAAAUUGUGUUGAAUUGCAGUUUUUACAGUGUGUGUUCAUCCACUCCUUCAUGUCUAUGGUAGUCCAGCACCUGGGGAAAAUGCACCUGAUUUUGAGUCGGUAUAAUAUCUUUUAAGAUGUAUUUCAACACCGAGGAGGAAAUGGUCCUAAAGUAAAUUUAUAAUAAGUAAUAAAUGUGCACCUGGAAGUAAAGUCUUUACAACAUUUAAAUCCCUAUUUAUGACGUGCAUCUCAAACCGAGGAGGAAACUCUGAGAAGACAAAAGUACCUCCAAGACCCCGAGAACUCCCCCACAACAGCGUGAAUGAAACCGUAUCCAAUACAGUAACUGGAUUAUAAUUUUUGGUGUUAUUAAUUUUAUUAUUAUUGGCUGCUUUACUUUUUUGGGUUCAUCCUGCUCCUCUUCUUCCUCUCUCCCUUCCUCUUGCUGCUUCCUCUUGGGAAUUAUGGCUCAUCCGGGGAGAAGAGGCUACGAUAACCGGGAGAUAGUGCUGAAGUACAUCCACUAUAAACUCUCGCAGAGGGGAUACGACUGGGCUGCCGGUGAGGACCCGGCACCCUUGCCUCCAGGUCUCUCUCCUCCUGCUGCUGCUGCGGUUGCUGCUGCUGCUGCUGCUGGGACUUCCUCUGAUCACACUGGGCUGGUGUCUCCGCACCCCGAGCCCCCUGGCUCGGCUGCUGUUAGCCACACACCCCUGGCCGAGGGGCUGCGCCCCGCACCCCAGGUCGUCCACCUCGUCCUGCGCCAGGCAGGGGAUGAGUUUUCCCGCCGCUACCAGAGGGACUUUGCCCAAAUGUCUGGCCAGCUGCACCUGACGCCCUUCACGGCCAGGAGCCGCUUCGUGGCGGUGGUGGAGGAGCUCUUCCGAGAUGGGGUUAACUGGGGCAGAAUUGUGGCCUUCUUCGAGUUCGGCGGCGUGAUGUGUGUGGAGAGCGUCAACCGGGAGAUGUCUCCCCUUGUAGACAGCAUCGCUGCCUGGAUGACUGAGUACCUGAACCGGCACCUGCACAACUGGAUCCAGGACAACGGAGGCUGGGAUGCCUUUGUGGAGUUGUAUGGCAACAGUAUGAGGCCUUUGUUCGAUUUCUCCUGGAUCUCUCUGAAGACUAUCCUGAGUCUGGUUCUGGUGGGAGCUUGCAUCACUCUUGGCGCUUAUCUCGGACAUAAGUAGAGUCACCCAGUUUAUUGUGGAUUACAAAAGUCUUUCAAAACAACAAAAUAAUAUUUUUUUUUCUCUAGCACAAUGAUAUUUUAUGAGCAAAGCAACUUCCCAGUGAAAGAUUAAAUCAGCUAUUACUGCCAAAGGAAAUAUCAUUUAUUUUUACAUUGCCGGAAAAUUAUUUAUUAAAAGAUAUUUACAUUUUUACCUGCUAUUUUCAGAACCUCAGCAAGUUGUAUCUGUCAUCCCAUCGUAUUGUUAUUCUUAAUUUUAAUGAGCCCCAGAGUAUUUUAGGUUUUGUUGGGUUUUUUUUAAUUAAUGCCGCUGGCUGGAUUAUUUUAUCUCUGAAGAGCAAAUAUACUGACAAAGACCUACCUGCUUACACUUACGAGGGCAGUUACUUGAGCUGCUAAAGCCUGCGAAAUUGUGUUGAUUUUCCUUGCAUUUUCCGGGAGGGAUCUGAAAGACAAGGUCAGCAUGAACAAAGUUCUCACCCUGUCCUGCUGGCAAGAACUGAUGUAGUAAACAAUUCAACAUGGUACAUAUGUGGAGUCAAGAUGGAAAGGACCACUUGAAGGACCACUCGGCUAUCCCUACAGGACAACAGUUGGAAAUAUGGUUGCCUAUGCCUUUUAAACAUGUGUUUUCCAGUUACCAGUUGUGCCAUCACAUCAUAAUCAUAAUACCCACACAAUACAUGUCAACCUUUUCUUAAAUAAGUGUUUUAAUAAGUGUGAAGUUAAAUCUUUGGGGCUUGCAGGAAAUUGCUGUUCCAAUGAUUUUCUCAGCAGUAAAAUGUUUUUUGUGGCUACUGACACAGAAACAUCAGGAGACCUUAAGUGCCUGCUUCAACAGAGCAGAGCUGGAGUCUGAAGACCUGACCUGUGUCCCACUUUAGUGGGCUCAUAUCUGCAACUAAUCCUGCUUACUUACAGAGUUCCUCCGGGGGUUUGAAACCAAUUAGAUGUGGUCUCUAAAUCCCUGAAAGUUGAAAAAGAUCUUAAUUUUAUUUGGCAAGAAGCAGACCUCAGCUAAGUUACAGAUUAGCUCUGACUAUCCUUGUUUAUCAAACUGGACACCAAAAUCAAGUUCAUUUUCAUAACAGGAAAAGAAAGUGAGAUUUUUCAUCGCACCCCUCGCCCUCAAAUUUAUUUCAUGCCAAUAAUUUCCUAAGACUGUCUGCAGAAGAAAAGAUAAUAAAGAAACUCAAAAUCCUCUUUCUGGACAGAGACUCUUUGACACCUCGAUCAGGCAGGUGCCUACUGUCAUCUCAAGUGAAAAUAGGGUGAAGGAAAAGGGGGAGUGGGAGGUGUGAAGUCAUCUGCUCAUGUUACAAAAAUGCAACGCAAGUAAAAUUAAUGCAGAGUACAUAAUACAGUUUUAUAAACAGACCUGUAUUCUGAAACCAGAUGUGUCAAUGCCUUUUAAAGCAGGGCUUUCUGUGAGCUCAAAGGGGCCAGGAGUCCCCUGGAAACUGAAGACUCUGAAGUGUGUCCCAGGGGCUGCUCUGAAGCAUGGAAAUGUCCAGCUUCAAAUGUUUUAAGUCCUGCGCUUCUAUUUUUUUUGUAUGAAACUUUUGAAAUCUGGGUUUUUUGGGUAAAUGAACAUCCAGAUAUAAAAGGAGAGAUUGCAAAGCUCUGGAUAAAAUGUACCAUACGGUACAUAAGUGCUCAAAAGGUGAAAAACAUACAGUGAAUAAACUGUAGCUCCAACCUCAAGAUUUCAGUUGAAUAACUUUGUGGCAUUAUAUGCAAAAUAUCUCCUGUAACUCGGGAAUGUAAUAUGUUCAAUGUUAAGGCUGUAGUUGAUGUUGAGUCUUCAAAGCUGCUUUUAUGUUUGGUUGUUUUUUUUAAGAGUUGUACAUCUCAGCAUUUUUACUGCUAUAUAGUCAUGGCACCAACACUUUGUAUGAGCAAAGAUAAGAUGGAGCAAGCUUACAUUUCAAAUUUGAAAUUACUUAAUUUUAUAGAAACUUAGAAAAGAAAUAUUUCUAAGAACACAAAAAUGUGAACUAUGCUUGAUUAAAGAAAAAGGAAAAAUCUGACCAUCAAACAAAAAGUACCUGCAAUGCUUUCAGAGUGCUUCUGUCAGAAGUGGGGAUGCUCAUGUAGGAUUUAUAUGAAAAAUAUUUGAAAUCAGAAGGAUUGAAUAUUGUGGAUUGAGUGUGGGCUUUGUUUUUUCUUUCAGCUUCCAAGCUGAAUUUGUCUGCAGCCAAUUGCACAACUGGAAUUGGCUGGUAUCAAGCUAAUGUUUCAUUUCACAAUCUAGUCUUUGUUUCGAUUUGUGCCCAUAUGCCCAUUAAAGUUUAUUAACUAUUAGACCUCAAAUUGCUUCAAUAUUGUUUAUUUUAUUAAAGGUUUACAUUGUCAAAAGUAGUAAAAGUAUCAAUUCCAGUGCUGCUAUACUGCCAGGAUAAUUUGAAUGGGUUUUAGUUUUUAAUACCUUCCAAUGGCUAAAGUUUUUUUAAAGCUGCUUUAGAAAUAAUAUGAAGACGACACGUGAUACACAUUUAAAUAAAUACUGAGGAUUCUGUGUUCUGUUGUGUCUACUCACUGGACUUCCCAGUGUAUCAGUUAAUACCUGGCAAAAAGAAGAGUCACGAUGACUGUUGAUGAUUUUAUUUUAUUAAAGAGCCAAUGGAGUUUUCCCAUCCUGACUGCAGAAUAGUACAGUAUUGUGGCUGCAUUAGGUAUGAUGAUAGUUGAUAAUACAUUUAUUAAGGAACAUAUUAGAAACAUUGAAUGUAUAUAAAAGCUUGAACUUCUUAAAUAAAAUCCUCUCUUUUCACUCUUGCAUUUCUUUUGCAAUCAUUCUUGUCUCUCCUACUCUUCAUUACACUUUCAUGUAAGAUUUUUUUCCCCACAAAAUGCCUUAUAGACUUCCAUGCUCAACGACUAUGCUUCAGUGAAAAUCCAUCCUCUGCCACUAUGUAUGCAUAGAUAGCUGACCCCUUCUGGCACAUCCAGAUUGUAAAAGCAAAAAAAAAAAAAAAGGAGGGGACAUUUCUGAAGUGAAAAGGGGACAUUUCUGAAGUGGUUAGAUGUGGAAGAUCAGAGAGGACAACAAAGGAAUAGGUCAAGAAGUGGAGGGAAACAGAGAGAUCACUGAAAAACCUCCUUGGUUAAAGAUGAUUGCUAGUUGGAAGUUUAUCUUUUAUCCUUUCCAUUGAAAAAGGAUGAUAUAAGGGCAGAGAAAAAGCUUACAGAGGCCCCACAAGUCUCUACAGAACUUUGUUAAUGCUGAAGAGAGUCUUUUGUAAAACAGCAAAUCCAUACCAUUGAGGAGAAAUACUUGAUUUUACUGUGUUCAGCUUAUGUGUCCUUAAUUCUUUUUCACUCCAUUUAUUAAGAAAAUCCUGAAGAAAAUAUUUUGCUUCUGAAAAGAAUAAUCUAUAAGAUCACCUAAGAUCUGUUAUAGAUCAGUAACUUAGGAACAGAUGGAAAAACAAGAAAAAAUAUUCUGCAAGCAAAGCAUUCUUAAAUCAGAGCUGACACAGAGUGCAUUUCUUAAUGGAACAAGCACUGGAUCCACCAAAGGACUAAUGGGGCUGUUGAGGUAACAGAGAAUAUACAGAUUAGGACGGGGGCUGGAAGAUAUGGCAAAUGACAUGGGUAUGUAAGAGAAUCUUUAGUUUCAUAUGUUGCAGGAGUUCACCCAGGAUGGUCUGAAAAUUAUUUAUAACUAAAAGCAGCUACAAAUGUGUGCACUACAGGGCUACAGUUACUAAAAAUUUUCAAUUACAAAAUCAUUUGAAAAUUAUUAUAAAAUUAUCCUGUCUAUAAAAGUUCAUCCAUCUGCUGUUGUGAUUGGGGAUUAUGUAGCCUGAGUAGGUUUGCACUUAUAAGGAACAGUUAUGAUAAAAUAGUCCGAAACCAGAUGUGCAAAGGCAACAUGAAGGUGAUGCAGUUCAAAGAACACGGAUCCAGUACCCCUAAUCUUUGCAUGCACACAGUCUCCCCAGCUGAGGCAGUGAGUCUGGACUGCAUGCUUUGACCCUGAGGCACGACACUGCUUAGCUGUUCACCUGCAUUCCACUUGACAAACCUAGAGGUCCUGUUGAUUAAAAGUAUAGUAAAGUAGCACGUUUAAAGCAUUUCUUCUUUAUCCUCUCUAUCUCUGAACAAACUAGGAAAACGAUUCAUUUGUAUAACGAGUUUAUGGUUCAGUACUAUAUGAAAAUUUAUACAUCUUUUAAUUUAUGAAUAUAAAAAUUAUUUCUCAUUGCAAAAGCCUAGCUUUGUUUUUCAUCCCUAUCUCUCUUUCCAUCAAGGCUAAAUACAAGGAAGAAAUAAGAGCUAAUUUAAUCUGUAUUUGGUUUAAAUCACACUUCUAUACUAAGUUAAUGCAGCUUCAUGACACAACAAAAUUAUCUUCAAAAAGUAAUACAGCAUUAAGAGUUCCACACAAAAACUGUAUAUUUUUAUAAUUUAAAUAGCAUAUUUUUUUCUUUUUUUCUGAAUAUUUGAAUUUUAAUUAUCACCAGCAUAAAUGUACAUAAGCAGAUAUUGUUUAUCCAGUAUCUUUGGAGAUGUAUGUAUGGUAAUGUAGUUUGUCAGUUUAUCAUCAUUCAAUACGAUUAUGUUGUUCUUUGUCUUUCAAAUGUUAUCAGAACAUGCUGCCAUUAAACUUUCCAUGUCUGUCUAGUUUAUAUUGUGAAAAAUAAUAAAAGCACACUGUGAGAUA